AUGCAAUCGCCUAACGGUACCGCAACGUCAAGUGAGGAAGCUGUGCCUAUUGCUGCCGCACUCGGCUAUCCGGUUAUCGUGCGACCGUCGUAUGUUUUGGGCGGACGUGCCAUGCAGAUCGUUUACGAUGAAGAACUCUUGCACGAAUAUAUGAACUCCGCUGUUCAAGCCUCACCAGAGCAUCCUGUACUUAUCGACAAAUAUCUUGAAGAAGCAAUUGAAGUUGACGUUGAUGCAAUCUCCGAUGGAAACCUCACUGUCAUCGGUGGUAUUAUGGAACACAUUGAGGAAGCCGGUAUCCAUUCUGGAGACAGCGACUGUGUGUUACCGCCUUAUACACUCGUAGAUGAGCAGAUUGAACAACUCAAAACCUUCACAUACGACUUGGCGAAAGCUUUGCGCGUCCGCGGUUUGAUGAACGCCCAAUACGCAAUAAAGAACGAUGAAAUCUAUGUGCUGGAGGUAAAUCCACGCGCAUCCCGAACCAUUCCGUUUGUCAGUAAAGCGAUCGGUGUGCCAUUGGCAAAACUCGCUGCGCGCGUGAUGGCGGGUAAGACCCUUGAGGAACUCGGAUUUACGAGCGAGAUUGAACCCGCCUAUUUCAGUGUCAAGGCACCGGUGUUUCCGUUCAACCGCUUUCCCGGUUCAAACACGCGCUUGGGACCCGAAAUGAAAUCAACUGGCGAGGUAAUGGGAAUUGAUACUGAUGUCUCCCGUGCUUUUGCGAAGGCACAGAAGGCAUGCGGUUAUACUUUACCGCUGAGUGGCAAUGUUUUCAUCAGUGUUAAAAAUAAAGACAAGCGUGCAAUCAUCUUCAUCGCUAAGAAACUUACGGAUAUGGGCUUUGAACUUAUCGCCACACACGGAACUGCAAAGGUACUGCUCCGUAACGGAAUGAAGCCAGAACUCGUCUUUAGCAUCGAUCGCCCGGUGAGCGUCCUGCAAAUUGAAGACGGUAGGGAGAUUAUCGUCGUGCAACCCAACGCUUUCACUAUCUCGCGUAUCUAUGCAACCGGUCGUCCCGAUGGCAUGCGCCCACACGGUGUGGAUUCCUAUUACGAUUACUUCAUCGCAAAAUUACGGACGUAUGAAGAACAACACGAAACACGGGAAGGGUUCGAGUUGGAGUCAGACGAAUGGGAAAUCCUCUUUGAGGAAUCUUUCCAUCGCAUCGCCAACGCAGAAUUGAGUCUGCAAGAAGACGAUAACGAGGCAGCGUUACGGCAUAUUGACGCUGGAAUUCAACAGAUUGGAGAGUUCUGUGGUGAAUGCCUACGUGAGGAACACGGAGAAGCAGAAAAUAUAACACGUGAACGCUAUCUCAGCAACCUUAUAGAAUUUCGGUCCGAUUUGGAGGCACUUGAUACUGAAACGGCCGAGUCGGAGAGCGACGAGGAAGAUAUCUUGGCAGAAUUGGAAAGAUUGCUAAAUGAAGACGACGCAUAG
This is a messenger RNA of Geodia barretti, 1446 nucleotides long. Lineage: Eukaryota; Metazoa; Porifera; Demospongiae; Tetractinellida; Geodiidae. The record is from the annotation of a GenBank genome assembly.